UCUCCGUCUGGGCCCAUCCGUCUCAGGGAAAGUUCCUCACCGUUUCCUCACGCUGUUUGUCCCCAAAUUACGCCACAAACACUGAUGUCUCUGUCGGCAGAGCGUGGAAAUAAACGCCACACCUCCCAGCUUUGAGAAGAAGAAGAAGAAGAAGAAGAAGAAGAAGAAGAAGAAGAAGAACAACAACAACAACAACAAAAAGAAGAGUGUCGUCAAAACGAUGCAAGGUUUCUGACCUCACUGCAGCUGGUCUCACUGAAGUUUAGGGGACUGACAAGAUGCGUUCCAGCGUGGAUGGACCAGUAGGCCCCGUUGGCAGAGAAGGUACUGGCAACAACAGCAACAACAAUAACAACACCAGCAAUGAAAACAGUGGAAACUCAGGUUCCCAGUAUGCACUAUGUGCCCUGGGGGUGGGGCUUCUCGCCCUCGGUACGGUGAUGAUUGUGUGGAGCGUGGUACCUGCAGACGUGGCCGGCAACAACAGCAGCAGCGGUGUAACAAGUGGCAAGAAACACAAAGCGUCUUCCGUGGCCUUUGUCCUGGUGGGGUCUGGGGUGGUCAUGCUGCUGCUGUCUUUGUGUCUGGGAAUGAGGAACAAACAGCGGGAGCAGCAGAGGCUUCAGGAGGUCCAGAACCGCGGAGGAGUGGCAGCGAGGGAGCAGGAGGAGAGACAAACUGCUGAGGAGCAAGCCCACCGUUACGCUGUACCCAGCUAUGAAGAGGCAGUGUGCAGUGGCCAGUACCCCGUCCGUCAGAGCAACCUUCGGCCCAGCACCUCCCAGCUACCGUCCUACGAUGACCUCGUCCAAGUUGACGGUGUGCAGUAUGAAUUCGAGGGGUCGGAGGUCACAACUACCGAAUCACAGCCCGCUCCGGCUCCAACUGCUCCCCCCGCCGCCACUGCCGCUGCCGCUGCUGCUGCCGCUGCUGCUGCCACAUCAAAUCGCAGACCCGGAAAAAAUAGCCGCAAGCUCCUCCCUAUCAAGAUCCGCAGGAUUAAAUCAGAGAAGCUGCACAUGAAAAACAUUGACAACUCUCUGCCAGCUACUGGAUUCAGUAUAGAACCACUGACCCCACCGCCGCAGUAUGAGGACAAAGUGCCUCCGCUUUAAGAUCAAGCCGAUCGCGUUCAAAACAAUCUACUGAAAAUUCCCUGGAGUCCUCCAUGAUCACCUUUUUGUGGGAUCUGUGUUUUUUUAUACCGAGACUUGAAGAUGGCACUUCUUGCAGGAAAUUCUCAGUGGCACAUUUUUAAAAGAAUAAAGUACAGUAUUUGUUCUGAUACAUAAUUCAAUGAACGGAGAAAUCAUUAUUGUUUGCAAAAUGUUGGAUCUCUGAAACCAGAUAGUGAUGGACGUAGUUGCUGGAACCUUCCUCCCCGUGACAGAUUGGAUUAAAAGCACACACACCGAAUGCAGUCCUCCUUUUAUUUUCAUUUUCUGUUCAUGCGUCAUCUUCAUGCGCUUCACUGCGCACCGACCGUACAGGAGAGGUGACUGACAGAGAUCAUAGGACGUCGUAGAGCGGUCAGAGUGAGGAUUUGUGUGCACACUUAAAUAGAUAUGUGCAGGGCCCUCAUUUAGUGAAGUGGCUGCUGUUUGGACAAUGUUUCACCCUGGGAGGGUUUGGGUUACUGCUGCCAGCGGUUUACGGACUAAACGUAGGCUCCACGGUGAGUGACUGAGCAUUGACUGUACUCGGCUGGCAUGAGCUGAUUUCACAGAAACGCUCCCUCGCUGUCGACAAUAUUGUCUGUCGGACCGGUUCUUGUGAUAUGUUGACUGGUGUUGGAGAGAGUCUGCUGAGGUUUUGUGUCUGGCUUUUUGAAACAUGGCUCUGGGGUUUUCUUUACAUAUUCUAAGAUGGGACAGCAGACUUCUACUUAUGACCAAGAUAAAACAAAGCUUUGUUAGCAUUUAUCAGCUCCAGCUCCCGUGACUCUUCGCCAUGGGCACUGUACCGAAACCUAAUGGGAAUUGUAGUUGUUCAAUGCUAACACUACUUGUUUUAUCUUACUUAGAAUAUCAAGGCACUCCAACGUUACUGUCCAGUAUAGUAAAGUAUAUUUAAGACAAAACCCAAGUUUUAUGUUUCUCCUGAGAAAAAACUAAACCCUGUACAGUAUACGGUGAACUGGAGGCUACUUUGAAUAUAGGGUGGGACUUCAGCUGAUUUUAACGGUGUGGAUAUUUGGUCCAAAAUCCCCAAAUGGCUGCAUUUAGUGUCAGUGGUUUCAUUGAACACGCCAUGACAUUAUAGCUCUAUUGAGGAACUUUGACCAAUUAAAGGCACAAAUACGCUAAAACAAACUCCCAGAGACACAGUUCUGAGAUGCCAUUAUCUUAUCGAUUUGUCACGGAUAACGAGCUAGCACACAGCUGUCUAACUGCACAAUGAGAUAAUGCAAUUGAAGUCGUGUUUCCAGCGAACCGGUCAAUGAAAGUCCACAUUUUGCUUGCUUUUUAGAAACGUAGCUGCUCCUUCAGCUCAUUAUUGACCCGUUUACUCUGCCUAUGUGCCGAUUGUUGCCACGCAGGCAACACGUAGUCUACAUGCAUAUCUGGUAUGACUACCACACAGUCAACAUGUGUCAAAAAAUAAAUAAACAAUGAGCUUCAGAGCUGGUUGUAACGUACAACCAAACAGCCAGUCAAAGGGGAAAACCGGUUGGGUGUCAGUUAGGGAGAGAAAAGGCUCUGUGAUGGAUUUAAUGGCCAAAUUGCAUAUUUACACUUGCUGGUGCUGCACCAAUGGUCACCAUUAGGUUACUUUUUAGGAAGUUGACGGUCUAAUUUCUUGGAAUGUUUAAAGAGUGCUAAUGCUAACUGACUGCAGUAGACUGUACUUUAGCUGGAGGGCAAACUCAGUUAAGUGCCUUCGCGUUCAUAACAACACUGCUGCUCUUCAGAAGACAUUGUACGACAGAGCCCGAGCUGUGACGUUGCUCCUCCGAUGCAGUGCUGCUGUUACUCUCGCAGACCAGCGAGUGGAGAAUGAAGUACGCGAGAGCAUAAUGGAAAGGAGCUCACAUAAUGGAAAGGAAAACCACAGCUUAGAAGCUGUGGUUUUAACUUAGAAGUAUGACGAGAAUGAGCAGAUCAGAGAAGAAAGACAGCUGUUGGGGGAACUGGUUUGAGCUCUAGCUCCGUGCACUAUUUCAUCAGCAAACUCGCUUGUCUUCUUCACGUUACACUUGUUUCCAGCUGAAGCCAAACGAAAGGAUUUACCGGUCAUUCUGUUCACAUUCUGUUCACCGUGACACAUUUGAUGAAGUUGCACAGCUAAAAUAUUUUUUCCUCAUUUGUUUUGUGGCACUUUUCAUGAGUGACGUCAUCACCCAGUUCUACACUGUGUUUUGGUGAAACUCACUGCAGUGAAUACAAAGGAAGCUACUCGGUCAUUGUCAGCUGGUCAUAUUAUAUGUUGACAUUCUGUUCAGCGGAAGGCAACAAGGUAAUUGAGUCACUUCAGGUUCGUCAUUGAAAUACAACGUUUCAAUGUCUCCAUUCCUCCGUCUUGUUUUCCAAGUGGAAACUCGCCACAUAUUGUAUUUAUUACUUAUGUUCAGUACUGCAGACGUCGUCAUUGUACCUCAUUUGCAAAGGACCAGUUAACUACAUGAUUGAUUUUAUUACUUUGUAGUCAAAAUGUUUUACGUUGAUGAAAUGAUUUAGCGGUCGCUUUCUGUUUUACUUAGAGGAGUGUCCGAAGCACAUGCUGUUUGUUCAUUUAUUAUUGCUUUUUUUAAUUACUUAAGUCUGUAUUUCUUGUACUGUGAAAUUUUGCUUUUCUAUGAUCAUUCUGAUUUGUUUGUGGAAAUCUUUUUAUUUUCUCUGAAGAGUAAAAACCAAUUUAUCUCAUGAAUAUUUAUGAGAAAUUAAAGUAUUUGUGAACUAACCCAGUGUUUUAAGAGCUGUGAUUACUGAAAAGUUGUGUGCAUAAUUAAUUACAUGUUGACUCGUGCAAUAAUCACCUAAACAUCCAUUCUGUCUAAUUUUGUUACUGUUCACCAGUGCUUCUGUAUGCAGCUACUGUAUUGAAAGCUGACACAAACAUCUGGAUGCUAAAUAGUUGCCGAGGAUCUGCAUGGUUUAAAAAUGACUUCUCGUCCUGGACAUGAUCAGUACUUUAGCUUUAAGUUAACACCAAUGACUCUGCAUUCCAUUUGUUUGCACUGGUAAACAGCGUUUUACUUUUACUUUGCUCUAACAUUAUAAAUCAUAGUUCUUCUUAUUGCUGACAAAAGCACUUGAACGGCUUCUUCUUCAGUGGUUGGUCAUAGCCUGCGGAGUAAACGAUACAAAACAUAAUUUUAAUACAUUUCCUGUUUUUGAAAACAGGAAGUUAGCUGUUGGCUUCAGGCUCCAUUGUUUAUGCUGGGAAGGUAAUCACAAAAUGAAAAUGUUCCUCACGUUGUUGAUCCAGUCGAUGUAGGAGCUGACUUGUGUGAAGACGGUGGGCUUCUGGAGGACGUUGCAGCCCUGACCAGAACCGAAGCUCACCACACCGUGGACGUCCCAGGAGCCAUCGGGGUUCUGGCAAUUCAGGGGACCACCAGAGUCUCCCUGCAGUGCGCAGCAGUGAGGACCCAGUCAGAAGAGAUGAGGGUGCCUCCACAGACGUGCCUCCAGCGCCCACUGCUGUCCGACUGGAGCGAGACCUGAGAGAGGACAGAGUGCAGUACUGCGCCUUAAAAUUCCUCUCUAAUCAAUUCCAGCUCUUAUCCCUCUAUGGCGCUCCGGUGGAGAAUUCAUCAUCAGAAAUGCAAC
Molecule: messenger RNA, 4772 nt
Organism: Anarrhichthys ocellatus (wolf-eel)
Lineage: Eukaryota; Metazoa; Chordata; Actinopteri; Perciformes; Anarhichadidae
Gene: tmem51a
Product: transmembrane protein 51a
Exons: 4
Coding region: 279-1115 (278 amino acids)
Source: RefSeq, a predicted model, not a curated record